Conger conger (European conger) is the source of this 909-nucleotide messenger RNA. Its product is annotated as syntaxin-1A-like. Gene Ontology annotation, cellular component: endomembrane system; synaptic vesicle; plasma membrane. Gene Ontology annotation, molecular function: SNARE binding; SNAP receptor activity. The transcript has a single exon. Lineage: Eukaryota; Metazoa; Chordata; Actinopteri; Anguilliformes; Congridae. Gene Ontology annotation, biological process: exocytosis; intracellular protein transport; synaptic vesicle fusion to presynaptic active zone membrane. The record is from RefSeq and is a predicted model, not a curated record. Bases 1 to 909 code for a protein of 302 amino acids.
AUGAAGGACAGACUGGAUGAACUCAAGGGUUUCAAAGAGGACCGAGAUGACGCCUUCCUGGACCUGGAGAGCCAAAUUCCUGGCUAUAUCAACGCAGCCUAUCUGGAAGAGCUGCCUGCCGGGCUGGAAGAGUUAUUCGGGGAAGUGUCCCGGCUCUCGGCAAAACUGGACAAGCUCCAGGACCUCUCGGAGGAUAUCCACAGUAAGCAGGAGAAGGUCCUGUGCAGCACCUCCAGCGAAGAGGUCUUUAAGGAGAAGCAGAUUCUGGCUCGGGUAAAGGAGGAGUUCUCCCAGCUGGCUACGGGUGUCCAGGAGAGCCUGGCCAACAUGAGGGAGCAGGAGGCGGCCGCGGCCGCUGGCCCGGGGGGUUGCGGCAUGGAGGGCCGCAUGCUGAACUGCCAGUACAACGCCCUGCUACGCCGCCACACGCAGGUCGUAGGACUCCACUACGCCUGGGAGACGGAGUAUGCGGUGCGUCUACGGGAGCAGAUCGCUCGGCAGAUGCAGUUGGCCGGCCUGCAGCUAGGCGAGGGGGAGAUCGAGAGGCUGGUGGAGAGCCCCUGUGCGCCUCGGUUGGUGGGAUCUGACAUUCAGGCUAUAGAGGCCCGUCGGCACCUGGCCCUCGCCCAGGAGCGACACCAGCAGCUUCUGGCUCUAGAGGAGCAGAUGGGUGAGCUCCAUAGCCUUUUCCUCAGCCUGGGGGUCCUGGUGUCUGAGCAGCAGGCCCAGGUGGACCGCAUCGAGUACAACGUCCUGCUUGCUGUGGACUAUGUGGACGCGUCCUCUCAGGAGGUGAAGAAGGCUCUGCAGUACAAGCGGCGGUCCCGGCUAGCUGCAGCCGUCGCUGCCGUCCUGGGGCUGUGCGCCUGUACCGGGUGUGCCUGCUGCAUGGCCCGAGGUUUGCCGUGA